GCCGCAUCAGCAGCAUCGAGAUGGCCAUGCACUGGAGCGACGACGACGAAGGUUACGAGAACGAGCAGCCGUUCAUGUGGCUCGAGGGCGACUCGCUCGCGCCGCCGUGCCAGUCGGACUAUGACAUUGUCCAGGCCAUCAUCGACUUUGCCAAUGUCCAGCCCACCGACGUUGUCUUUGACUUGGGCUGCGGCGACGGCCGCAUCUGCAUUGGUGCGGCCCGGCAGCACGGCUGCCGCGCUGUCGGUAUUGAAAUCGAGGCGCCGCUCAUCGCCAAGUUUGAGCAGUCGAUCGCCAAGUACAAGCUGCAGGACAAGGUGCGCAUGCUGCACGCGGACCUCAUGGACGCCGACCUCUCCGAGGCGACCGUCAUCGUGACGUACUUGUUGCCGGAAGCGCUCACGUUGCUGGCGCCCAAGCUCGAAGCCGCCUUAACCCGCGGGUGUCGUAUCGUGAGCAACACGUGGGGCAUUCCGGGCAUGACGCCGGCCGCGCGCGUCGACGUCGGUCAGUACGCCAACGUGCCGUUGUACCUCUACACUUUGCAGUCGUAAUAGACGUACUCGAGUAUGUCGACGCUGAUACUACGCA
Molecule: messenger RNA, 591 nt
Organism: Saprolegnia parasitica CBS 223.65
Lineage: Eukaryota; Oomycota; Saprolegniomycetes; Saprolegniales; Saprolegniaceae
Exons: 2
Coding region: 21-554 (177 amino acids)
Biological process (GO): positive regulation of proton-transporting ATP synthase activity, rotational mechanism; regulation of mitochondrial ATP synthesis coupled proton transport; peptidyl-lysine trimethylation
Cellular component (GO): mitochondrion
Molecular function (GO): protein-lysine N-methyltransferase activity
Source: RefSeq, a predicted model, not a curated record